This is a messenger RNA of Striga asiatica, 675 nucleotides long. NCBI's taxonomy places the organism in Eukaryota, Viridiplantae, Streptophyta, Magnoliopsida, Lamiales, Orobanchaceae. The record is from the annotation of a GenBank genome assembly.
AUGACACCUGGUGAGAUAUCAGUAGGACUUGGUCCUCUCUUUGGUGUACGUUUCCUUGCCAGCACAACUAGUAUAAUGGUGGUCAAUAUGAUAAUGGAAACGAAUGGAGGCAAAAUAUACUUUAUCAACAGAUCGCCUUUCUUUGAUCCGGAACUUUUUGUGCACUUGAAAUCUUUGAUCUCCACAAAGUGCAUAAUUGUGAAGAAAAUAUUGGGAUGUGAAGUUAAUAAAAGAGCCCGCUGUGGGAAUCUUUCCCUCCAGCUUGUUGACUCUGGAAUUGGCCCCGAAAGAUUGUUAUUAGAUAAAUCCAACGUGAACAAGCCUUUGAUGUGUCCCAAUGAUGGAGGAUAUAUAAUGAUUGACAUCCAUCGAUUGAGCUUGGAAUAUCUGCCGAGAAGUGAUUAUGGGACAAUUCUAAUGGAUUUAAGUUCACCAAAGCAUUCAGGUAUGGGACCUGUGAGAAGAUUCGUGUGGAGAUACUGCAAACUACUCAAGUCUCCAAUGGCAGAAGGAAUAAUUCCCUUAACGUUGCAGUCUUGGGCAAGGAAAAAUUUAAGAGAUGUGGAUAAAUUCCCAAUUGAGCCUGGGAGGAUACCGUUGAGUGGAUUGGCCGAGAUUUGUAGUUCUUCUAGAAAUCGGCAAUUAGCUAACGAGGAGAUGAAUUCUAGCUCCUGA